AGAGAGUUCAGCGUUGAGUUCAUGGCGGAGAUCAAGAAAUUUAAGACAAUCGGAGUGGUGGGCAGCGGCCAAAUGGGCUCAGGAAUAGCCCAACUGGCCGCCACGUAUGGCUUUGACGUUUGGCUCCUUGACACCGACCCGGACGCUCUCUCAAGAGCCACCAAGUCCAUCUCUAGCUCCAUCCAGCGCCUAGUUUCCAAAGGGCAGCUCAGCCAGGAUGUAAGAAAAGAUGCUUUAGAGCGUCUACAAUGUACCUCAAAUGUUGAAAAUCUUUGUUCGGCAGAUAUUAUUAUUGAAGCUAUUGUGGAAUCUGAAGAUGUGAAGAAAAAGUUAUUUCUUCAACUAGAUAAGAUUGCAAAACGUUCGGCCAUACUGGCUUCUAAUACAAGUUCCAUCUCCAUUACUCGUCUUGCAUCAGCAACUAGCAGACCACACCAGGUGAUUGGCAUGCAUUUUAUGAAUCCUCCUCCUUUAAUGAAACUUGUUGAGAUUGUGCGAGGAGCAGACACAUCAGAUGAGACAUUUGAUGUCACAAAAGCCUUGGCAGAGAGGUUUGGCAAGACCGUAAUAUGCUCUCGAGAUUAUGCUGGGUUUGUUGUGAACAGGAUCCUAAUGCCGAUGAUAAAUGAAGCAUUUUAUGCACUUUACACAGGUGUGGCGACAAAAGAAGACAUUGAUGCAGGAAUGAAGCUGGGAACAAACCAUCCAAUGGGUCCUCUUGAGCUUGCAGAUUUUAUUGGAUUGGAUAUCUGCUUAUCUAUUCUGAGAGUUCUUCAUGUUGGCCUCGGGGACAAUAAAUAUGCUCCGUGCCCCAUUCUUGUACAGUACGUUGAUGCAGGUCGCCUUGGAAGAAAACGAGGUAUUGGGGUAUACGACUACCGUCAAACGCCUGAAUCAGUAAAACCUUCAUCUAAACUUUGAACCUGUGGCGUUUCGAGGAUAGCUUACUGCAGAAAGAGAUCAUCUCCGGAUCUCUUCCACCAAGGCCACCAGAUCAAAUGAUCCGGGCCUUUCAAAUUUCAUUUAACGGCCCACCUGUUUUGACCUCUUAAAAGCUGUGAUAAUAUUUGGCUGUUGGUUGAAAUUUUGAAGGUCCAAAUUACUUGAUCCGAUGGCUUUGGUGAAAAAGAUCCAGAUCUCUCCGCUUACUGCCAUCAUCUAUACAGUAGUUGUGGAUUGUUUUACAUUUUUCUAAUAAUGAUUGAAAAGUAGUACCUUAUUUUUUCAAUCAAAACAUAAACCGCAUGUAAUUCCCUGGAUUACUGAAUUUUGCUUCUCGUUUGUUUUAAUUGUUUUGAACUUUUUGUGAAGUGUAAAAGUAACAAUGAUAGGUAAUGUGCACUCUAUUUUAACUCGACAAUGUACUGCAAAAGAAGGUAAAAUCCGUCAGUACAUUGUUGUUGUUGUUGCAAAUCGCACGAAACUUGUAACUGAAAUGGUUAAUCGCAUUUACUCAUGCACCCGUAGUUCAACUUUGGAUUCAUUAUGCUCUAACACCAAUGGAGAAUAGUUCUUUCCCCAAGUAGGUUGAAACUCACAUGAAUCCCUCACUUUUUACCUGGAAGCAGUGGAGCCAAAUGGGCGAUAUUGUCGAACAAAAUAUGAUAACGCUAUGGCUAUAGGCUAGCUUGCAUUAUUUGUUUGUCAAACAUCAUUAGUUGUUGAUUAACAUUAGCAAAUAAUUAGUGAUGUAAAACAUGUUUGCAUUUAGUGCUUGCCAGCUCACUGAUGGACUGGGCUCAGGUAUCACUUAGUGUGUGAAAAAGAAAACAAGAGUUAGUUGCUCUUGCUCAUUAUGUAUGGUACAUCAUGACCCCACAAGGGAAAGCCUUUUCAUAGAAGGGGAAUGUUACUAACUUUUUCACUUGCAUUUUUUCGUUUAACUAUUUUCAUUCCUUUUUUAUUCUGCAAUGUUAUUUGAUAAUUCGAACUGUUAUGAUUUCUAGGCUACAACUACAAAAUCAAUUAUGCAAAUAACCAACCAAAUGAAAUCGUUUAAUUGUUCAAAUAAAGUUGUCAAAAUUUCAGUGUUGCAGUGAGAAACAUAAUUUGUCUAUUUAUUGAAUUUAGUUAAACUCUUGCAUAUAUGUAUUUUAAAGAACGUCUUAAAAAAUAGACGGUUCAAAUCGUCGUGCAAUAUUACAAGAUGAAAAAGAGAUUCGAGAAAGUAAAAUAAAAAGGUAUAAGAAAAUUGCAAACAUUUUUUUUUUUUGAAGAAUUACCUUCAUUUGGUGAUCAUGGCUAUUUGGCGAGCCCCACUGACUCACUGAGCCCUAGCCCCAGUCCCAUUCCGAAGCUGGCAUUAUUAGGCAGACAUCACCUUUAUUGCCGCUUGAGAGUGAUAGAAGUGGAAUCCAACUGUUGUAUUUUCUCCUCUUUUUUAUUUUUUUAAUUUCUGCAAACCCCACAGGUUUAAUAAUUAGAUAAGAAAGGAGAUAGAAAUGCAAGGCAAAGCUCAAGUACUUUUGCUACACAUAAAGUUCUGAGGAAAAUUUGAGAGCAGAGAAUUAUUAGGUGAAAGAAAAGCUAUGAAGUUCUUGUUCCAGUGUCCAUGCUGUUCUUGUUUCUGCUUCAUGAAGCCGAAGAAGGGCAAAGCGAGGGUGAAGGCGGCGGCAACGGAAGUGGCCAAGGAAGAGAAGAAGGUUGAAGCAAAAGAAGAGAAGAAGGUUGAGUCCAAGGAAGAGAAGAAAGAAUGACAACAAUGCAGCUACCUACAACAUCAGAUCAUAUAUGCCUAUCAAACAUGUAUUUUGAUUGUUGAUUGUUAAACCCUUCUUUAGUUCUUCAAGUUCGAUUUAUAUUAAGUGUGUACGACCAUGAAUGAGUUUGAUAUGCUAAUAAGCUUGCAUGCAUUUUCGUGUUCCGAUUCUAAUGUGGGAUGCUGCAUUUUGUUGUAAUAUUUGAGAGAUGGGGUUUCAAAGCAAAUUUCCAGUAGUA
This is a messenger RNA of Pyrus x bretschneideri (Chinese white pear), 2937 nucleotides long. Its product is annotated as 3-hydroxybutyryl-CoA dehydrogenase. Gene Ontology annotation, biological process: fatty acid metabolic process. The coding region runs from base 22 to 921 and encodes 299 amino acids. Gene Ontology annotation, molecular function: NAD+ binding; oxidoreductase activity, acting on the CH-OH group of donors, NAD or NADP as acceptor. The transcript is spliced from 4 exons. Lineage: Eukaryota; Viridiplantae; Streptophyta; Magnoliopsida; Rosales; Rosaceae. The record is from RefSeq and is a predicted model, not a curated record.